Microthlaspi erraticum is the source of this 372-nucleotide messenger RNA. Lineage: Eukaryota; Viridiplantae; Streptophyta; Magnoliopsida; Brassicales; Brassicaceae. The record is from the annotation of a GenBank genome assembly.
AUGUGUCUGGUCAUGGCGCAAACUCAAGUAGAAGCAAGACAGAGGGCAUGCUGCCCUAACCUAGUUGCUAUAAAUAAAUAUAAUGUCUGUCGUAUAGCAGGUUCUCAGUCGACAUGUGCAUCAAUCAGUCAAUGCAUACUCGUUGACGGGAGUUGCCCUCCAGGAUAUCCCUACGGAACUCUCGAAUUAAACUCUGGUGAUGCUGUCAAUGAAUACUGCAAGUUGGGGUGUGUAUCCUCUGUGUGUGGUGCCAUAACCACUCUCCAAAGCUUUGACAAAAGUGAGAUUGUGGAUGGAGCGGUUGAACAGUGUACCAAAGCAUGCCUUACUUUGUGCACCAAAGGCUCUAUUACUACACGUGGAACUGCCUAA